AUGCGACCACAAAGCAGUGGCUCCUCCCGUUCCAACAGCCGGUAUGAGAGUCGGGAGUUUGAGUUGAAGGAUCAUCAUCAAUGUGACCCCGUGGUUGCUAAUGAAGGUAUCAAUAAACAAAGCAACCCAAUUUCGGAAAUUGAUAAUUGUCAAAAUGUUGACAAGGGUUCAAUAUACAACACAAAUUCUCAAAAAACAUUGGUUUGUGAAGAAGGGAAUGAUCCACUAGAAAACAGCAACGAAGAUUUUAUUAAUUAUGAGACUUCUCAUAAUUUGAAGAUGGAUGAGAAUUGUAAUUCUACCAUUCAUCAACAUGAGCUCACACCUGUCACGGUUGAAUGCUGUACCUCGAUGACGACAACCCCUGUCCUUCAACAGACCACAAUUACCACUGAUGUAAAUGCAGAAACAAAUUCUGCAAGUCCAAAUAUUCAAGAAUCUUCAUUGUCAUACACGACCUCAACAAUGAAUCAACCGUGUAUCAAUACAACAGCGGAAUCACUUCAUUUACGAUCUUCUGUUGCAAACGAGGAAGAAUUGCUUGAAGAUGAUCAAGUGUUUAAGCCAAGCGACAAAAUAUUAAUCGAGAAUGCUAAGGAAAUUGUGACGGAUACGGACUUUUCCUUUUCGUGGUUCUAUAAAGUGACACAUGGAUGGAAUUCGAUUCGAAAACGAUUAAUGCAUCGAUUAUUGUGCCGAUACGCACACGAGGGAGAUUUCAGUGACGACGAUGAGGAAGAGAAGAUUCAAGACACGAGUAAACCAUCCCAAAACAACAACAAAGUGGAAUUGCCCAAUUCUGUUCCAAAUAAGGAACAAGAAGAUGACACUCCAGAAAUAAUGACCGAGAGAAAGUUUGAAACCGUUCACCUUAACGACCGAGAAAAGAACAAACUCUCUCGAAAACGUAAAUGGCCCACCAAUUACGUUCGAACUACCAAGUAUACCUUAAUUACCUUCAUUCCUCAAAAUUUAUUUGAACAAUUUAGAAAAGCCAUCAAUAUUUAUCUAUUGAUUACUGUGAUUGCCGUUCUCAUUCCUGACAUUUCUCCUAUAUUUCCACCAGCAGCCGUAUUGCCCAUUACUUUUAUUGUCUUGCUGCAGAUGGCAAAGGAUGGAUAUGAAGAUUUUCAAAGAUAUCGACAAGAUUUGAAAGCCAAUAAUGAAUUGUGUCGAGUGGUGAGAAAUGGAAGUUUACAGGAAAUUCGGGUGAAAGACGUCGAAAUUGGAGAUUUUGUAUAUGUGAGUCGUGAUGAGAGUUUUCCUGCAGAUUUACUAUGUAUACAUUCUUCGAGAGAGGACGAGUUGUGUUAUGUAGAGACAGCACAUUUAGACGGAGAAACCAAUUUGAAAACACGGAGACCUUUAAGCAAGUGUUUCUUGUCAUGGAGUGCUGGCUCAUCUUCUUCACAUAAUGUCCAUUCUAUGCCAACAACUCCACAACACAGCUUGAGUGAAAAACACGAGGGAGUGGACCCUAUGCCUCCUUCCAUAACAACGGCAAGACCUACACAAGAGUUUAUUCAUUCACAACUUGGUAGUAUUAAGGGAAAAUUGAAAAUUGAGGCUGCCAAUAAGAAUCUCGAUAUUUUUGAAGGAACAGCUAAAAUUCAAGCACAGCUUAACCCCUCCACGGACACACUCAAUGGCAUCACCUCGAACAAUACUGAGGAGCAACGUUCAGUAUUGCCUCAACAACCUCCAAUUAAGGAAGCACUUUCGAUGGAUAAUCUUUUAUUGAGAGGAUGUACUCUUAAAAACACACAAUUUAUCUAUGGAGUGGCCAUCUACGUUGGAAAGGACACCAAGAUUCUCAACAACACGAAGGAAAAUCGAGUGAAACGAAAUGCCCUGGAAGUCACUCUCAAUCAAAUUCUUGCUGUAUUGGUUCUCCUUCAACAAGUGAUAUGUGCCAUCGUUGCUGGUUUACAUGGAGCUUUUCAAAAUGAUUUCAUGCAUAGAGCCUUUUAUUUAAAACCAUUGAUUGUGAAUAGUACGAGUGAUGGAAUGGCCUCGUUUGUGUCCGUCAUGUCCAAUUGGGUGACAAUAUUCAUCUUGCUAAAUUUAAUUGUGAAUGAAACACUGGUGAUUGGAUUUGAAGUGAUUAAAUCGUUUCAGUCGUGGUCGAUUGAAUCUGAUCCUGAAAUGAGAGCCGAUGGUUUAAAAACAGAGGUUAGAACAGCGAGUAUGAAUCAAGCACUCUCUAAAAUGGAUAUCGUCUUUUCUGACAAGACUGGAACUUUGACAUUGAAUGAAAUGACCUAUUCUGAUUCGUAUGUGGAUGGAGUGUAUUAUUCGGAGAGAAGCAACCCUGGUGCAAUGCAGAACUAUUUGAAAGAUUAUCACAGAUCGAAAGCAAUGAAAGGUCAGCCCCAACAUCCUUCCUUAGAUCAUGGAAGCGACAUUAAGGAUCAGAAUCUUCCCAGAAUUCUUCUAUCCACCCACACCGUCACCCCUCUGAUCGAUUCACAUGCCUUUUUCUUACGUGAAUUUUUACGUUGCCUCUCUCUCAAUAACAGUCUCAUGCCAGAACUCUCCGAGCAAACCAAGCCUCAUACUCAUAGCGCGAACUUGAGUGAAGAACAACAGGCAAAAAAUAACAAUUCGUUACCUCACCCUAACGAGCCUCAGGAAAUCCAUGCACAUCUUCCACCCUCUACGCAACCAUCGGUGAAGAAAUAUAUGUAUCAUGGACCUUCUUCCGAUGAAAUUGCUCUCGUACAGGCUGCUAAUAACAAUGGAUUUAUUCUCACUCAGCGUAGUCCUCAACGUGUAGUGGUUGAAGAGUUAGGCGAAUUGAAAGGCUAUGAAAUUUUAGCAACAUUUGGCUUCACCUCGGAAAGAAAGCGGAUGAGUGUGGUGGUGAAAGACUCUGAUGGCAAAUACGUUUGUUACGUGAAAGGGGCAGAUAGCGUGAUUUUAAAGCGAGCAUCAGAUUCCUCGCAUCAUCAUGAAUUGAAAAAAGCCUUACAACACUUCUCAGUGCGAGGAUUGAGAACCUUAGUAUGUGCCAGGAGAGAACUCUCGCAACACGAAUUUCAAGAAUGGUUUGAAGAAUACACCGCGGCUUCUCUCUCAACGAAAUCCAAUCGAGAUCAACUACUCAUGCACUGCGCUUCCUUGAUGGAGAGAAAUUUACAAAUUGUGGGAUGCACUGGAAUUGAGGACAAGCUACAGGAUCAGGUUGCAGAAUCUAUUUCAUACUUGCAACGGGCAGGACUCAACAUUUGGGUUCUCACAGGAGACAAGACUGAAACUGCCAUUCAUAUAGCGUACUCGACUCAUGUCUUGCACAGAGAUAGGACGAUUGAGAUACGCAUUCGAAAUGCUACUUCACAUGACCAUGUGAAAGCCAAGUUGAAAGAGGCCUUGGAAUUUCUUGAAAAACACAAGCACAAGAAACAUUUGGAAUAUGCUCUUAUUAUUGAUUCAAAAGCUCUGGAAUAUGCCAUGGAAAAGUAUGAAAAACCCUUCGUCCAAUUGGCCUCCAAAGUCCAAAGCGCCGUUUGCUGUCGAUUGAAGCCUCUACAAAAAUCGAGUAUUGUUAAACUGAUCGAAAAGAAUCUAUCUAAAAAGGCACUUGCGAUCGGUGACGGUGUCAACGACGUGGCCAUGAUUCAAGCAGCCUCCAUUGGAGUCGGGAUUAAGGGAAAAGAAGGGUCCCAAGCAGCUCGUGCCGCUGACUAUGCGUUACCUAGAUUUAAACAUUUGAUUCGUUUGUUGGCAGUGCAUGGCAGGAACUGUUGUGUGAGAAAUGCUGAUUUUUUACAUUUCAGUUUUUAUAAGAACUUUAUGUUGCUUGUACCACAAUUUUUCUACAUUUUCUAUUCUGCCUAUUCUGGCAUACUCAUGUAUGAUUCAUGGGAACAACUCUUAUUCGUGGCAGUAUAUUGCUUCUUUCAACCCAUUGCCUCUGGGGCUUGUGAAAAAGAUUUACCAGAACAAGUCAUUAUGAAACAUCCAGAACUUUAUGAUACCUUGAAAAAGAAGCACCAUAAUCUAUUUAGUGUAUCAAGCUUAAUAGGAUGGGGACUGGUAUCUAUUUAUCAGUGUGCUGUCAUUUACUUUGGAAUUGUUUUGAGUUAUGGAACGGAUGGAGAUACCAUGGAAAAUAAUAGUUCCAUUCCUUCCUCAGAUGUAUAUCAUUUUGGUAAAUUAAUCAUGACAUGUUUAAUGAGUGUAGUGACUCUACGAUACAUUAUAGAGGUCAAAACAUGGACCAUACCAGUGUUUCUCUCUAUAUUUGGAAGUUAUAUUUUUUAUUUCUUAUUUAGUGUUUGUUAUGCCCCAUCGGCAGAUGUAUUUGGAGAAACAGGAUCAUAUUACAUUUACUAUGAAAUGGUUAUUAGUGUAAAGGCAACGUUGAUAUCCAUUCUUGUCAUUAUCGUUGCGCUUUUACCGAACUUUUUAUAUAAGGCCGUUCGCAUGAACUUUUUCCCUCAUGAUUAUCAACAGUUGUUGAUAGAGUAUCAUCAUGCACAAAGAAAGAAAGCCGAAGAAGAGAACAUCGAAAAAUAA
Molecule: messenger RNA, 4518 nt
Organism: Naegleria lovaniensis
Lineage: Eukaryota; Heterolobosea; Eutetramitea; Acrasida; Naegleriidae
Exons: 1
Coding region: 1-4518 (1505 amino acids)
Biological process (GO): phospholipid translocation
Cellular component (GO): plasma membrane
Molecular function (GO): ATP hydrolysis activity; ATPase-coupled intramembrane lipid carrier activity; magnesium ion binding
Source: RefSeq, a predicted model, not a curated record